Molecule: messenger RNA, 948 nt
Organism: Ambispora leptoticha
Lineage: Eukaryota; Fungi; Glomeromycota; Glomeromycetes; Archaeosporales; Ambisporaceae
Source: the annotation of a GenBank genome assembly
AUGCUCAAUCUGUACGAUAUUUUAACAGUUGCUUAUAAGGCCUUCACAAUACUCGAAUGUGGACAUAUUUACCAUAGAGUUUGUAUCGAGAAAAAAAUUAUCAAUACUGUACCAAGUACAUGUCCUUUUCUGGGUUGUGGAAAAAGCAUUGAUAUCGUUGAUGAGGGUUCAAGACGAGACUCUGUAUCUUCUCAAUUGAGUGGUACAUCAACUCUAGUUGGCGAAUUUACUCGUAAUAUUGAAAUUACUUCCCGAAUUUCAUCCCAGGGUCAAGCAAUGAAUCUAGAUGAAAAUGAAGAAACAGAGCAUCGGCAUGAGCCAGCUGAAGACCAAGUUGAAGAAUCAUCUGAUUCUACCAGUAAAAAGCGGACUAAUGAAGCUACGGAUAAAUCAACCGAAAAAUUCUCAAGUAAAAAAACCAAGAAAGAGAUUAAGGCAGAGGACUCUAUCGUAUUAAAAAGACUUAUCCGUGAGUUAUCUUUCGAUACCACUCGAAUUUCUGAAAUUAGGGAAAAGAAAGGACUCCAUAGAGAAUCUACACAAGAAGUAGAGGGUUCCAGAUUUUUUUUCGAUUUGUAUCUAAAAAUUUCAAAGGCGGAGGAACAAAACAAAAACACACAUCAUGAGGUCAUAAGGAGCUAUUAUAAUUUUGGAGAUGAACUAGAGAAACGUCUCGCUCAGUAUAGAGAAGCCAACGAGGAGCAUGAUGCUCUAAAGAAGCUCUAUGAUGAAGUUAGAGAUCAGCUUCCCAAAGAGGUUACCAAAAAUGCUCUUCGAAAGAAAGCAGACAGGGCGAGAAAGAUUUUUUUUCGUAUUACUGAUGACAAAAUUCAACGGGUGGUAUUCAUCCAACGAAUUAAAACGUUUUCGGCAACAUCUAUUUCAAAUUUAAGUUCGGAUAAUAUCAAAUAUGUAGCAUCUCAUGUUAGAAAGAAUACGCAAGUAUAA